AUGGAAAGCCCAUCUACUGUCCCAGAUGGCCACCGCGCCUACAAUGUCACUGAUACCGACCAAAGUGGACACAUAGUUAUUGUUUCGACACUCCUGAUGUCGUGGAUGGUGUUGUGCUUCUUUAUCCGGAUAUACAUUCGCUCAGAUAUCAACGGACCUUUUGGACUGGAUGAUCUGGUGGCAGGGAUAGGAUCGGCACUAGGCAUUGUCCAUGUCGGCGUUUUGCUGAAGGCAGUCAGUCAGGGAAUAGGAAAAUCGAAAGAAUACUUGCGCCCGACUGAUGUGAAUUCAGCUGAACAGACUUACUAUUCCAGCGAUAUAUUGUUCAUUCUGGCUCAUUCAUGCGCCAAAGCUUCAGUGAGCUUACUCUUAUUCAGGUUGGGACGCGACCCUCUAUACAAACGCGGAUGUGCCGCAAUUGCACUUUUCAUAGGGAUAUGGGGAAUUGCCGCCACAGCCACCAUGUCCAUAAAAUGUGACUUUUCGAAACCUUGGAUAUUGAGCGAUAAAUGCAGUCAAAUCGAGUUACGCUGGCAACUUAUCACGGCUUUUGACGUUUUACCGGAGCUUUUAAUGUUCGGAAUGUUGGUAUAUCUCAUCUGGGGAUUACAGAUGGUGAUGAGCCGAAAAGUCGUUAUAGUAGGCGCUUUUGCGUGCAGGCUCCCCGUCGUUGGAUUCUCUAUAUUUCGACUCACCACGAUCAAUGGUGCGGUAGAUCUGCAGGACCCGACCCUUUCGAUGGUGCCCUACGUUAUCUGGACGGAAAUACUUUUGCAUUACAGUAUAAUGGCGGCCACGAUACCCUGUCUAAAGCCGUUUUUCAUUGCGUUCAAUACCGGAUGGGGCCAGGGUAGCCAUAAAAGGACCAGCAGGUACCCUCAAUACACUUCCGGAGCCAGUUCCAAGACUGGUACUACCUUUUCCAAUAAAUUUGGAAAGAUAAUAGGCUCCUCUCAGGCCGAUUUCCGGAAUGACGCUUCUGGAACAAGAUGUUUAUCGCAUGCUCUAAAUCGUGAGGAAGCUCCUUCUAUUGAGAGCCAUGAAUCGCAGCGGAUGAUUAUCCGGGAGACUAGGGGUUGGACAGUUGAACAUGAAAGUUGGGAGAUGAGCAAUUAUGGAAAUACACGCCAGGCUUGA
This is a messenger RNA of Nannizzia gypsea CBS 118893, 1137 nucleotides long. RefSeq lists its product as hypothetical. The coding region runs from base 1 to 1137 and encodes 378 amino acids. NCBI's taxonomy places the organism in Eukaryota, Fungi, Ascomycota, Eurotiomycetes, Onygenales, Arthrodermataceae. The transcript has 5 exons. The record is from RefSeq and is a predicted model, not a curated record.